AUUUUAUAUAUGAUCAAAUUUAGAUGAUAUCUAAAUCUUCAAAUGACAUUCAAAUGAGUCAUUUUAUCAGGGUGAAAGAACACACUUGGCACACACAUGCGCAUGCAGAAAAAAAAUGCAGUUCCUAAAAUGUCAUGUGAGAGUUUUUUCAGUCACUCCAGAGCCAGGACUGAUGGUACAUGCUCCCUGACAUAUUGAAAUAACUGCUUCACUCAGCUGCACAAUGCCUCAACUCCUGAGCAACAGCAGUUCACAAGAGGCUGCAGUUUAUUAUGCAUCAGAAUCAAUGGUCUCCAUUGCUAUCUUCAGCAUCGUUUUCAUCAUAGGUAUCCCAGGCAAUGGGUUGGUGAUCUGGGUAGCUGGUCUGAAAAUGAAAAGGUCUGUGAACACUGUCUGGUUCCUAAACCUUGCUGUGGCUGACUUCAUGUGCUGCUUGUCCUUGCCAUUUUUCAUUGUUCACCUGGCCCUCCAUGAACACUGGCCCUAUGGCUGGUUCCUCUGCAAAGUCAUUCCAUCAGUCUUAAUCUUCACCAUGUUUGCUAGCGUCUUCCUACUCGUGGCCAUCAGCAUUGACCGGUGCCUCCUGGUGAUGAAACCUGUCUGGUGUCAGAACCACCGAACAGUGAAAUUUAUAUCUCUGGUAUGCAGUGGCAUUUGGAUUCUGGCCUUCAUUUUCUGCUGCCCUGUCUUCUACUACCGUGAGACAAGCACUUAUGAUGGCAAAACAGAGUGUGGGUACAACUUCAGAGUUGAUGAUUAUAUAGAUGAUUACAUAGAUGGUUCUGUAAAUGCAUCUGUAAACRCAUCUGUAAAUGAGUUAUGGGAAGAAUACUUACCCUUAACCUACGAUGGUAGUGACUUGUGGGGAAAUAGCAAUGAAAGUAAUUAUUUUGUACCCCUUGCCUCCGUGGUAAUGAACACCACUAGGGCUGUCUUUGGCUUUGUGAUCCCCUUUGGUGUAAUGGCAGUWUGCUACACCCUCAUUGUUUUCAGAACACAUGCAAAUCAGUCUCACAAGCCACACAAGAGGAUGCUGCGAACAAUUGUGUUCUUGGUAGCUGCAUUCUUCAUCUGCUGGGCUCCAUACCAUGUAGUUGGGAUUCUCUCGGUUGUCCCUAGUCUUGGAACAGGACUGAGGGAGUCACUGAUUCUGUGGGAUCACCUCUCUACGGCAUUUGCCUAUGCCAACAGCUGCAUCAACCCCCUGCUUUAUGUUUUUGUGGGACAGAACUUCAGGGCCAAGGUAYGGCAAUCGGUGCAAAGAAUCUUGGAAAGUGCCUUUAGUGAGGAACUCACAUCUUCACAGAAGCCAGACUCAGCACAGAAGAACCUUAGCAGCACCUUGUARUACAGGACUUCCUGCCACCACUGUAGAAAGAGCAAGCUAUGGCACUGCACAUCCAUCACUCUCCGCUUAGCAGGUGGUUUUGCUCCAACAUGUUUAACCUGCUGGUACAACUUGGGACACUGCGACCACUCACAUCAUGACAGAUAACCCCCUUAAUAUCCUACAUUAGAGAGAAGGGAAGCUGGAAGUUCCAAGAGUAAUAAUCUGAGGUAAAGAAGACUGGUGAAGCAGAAGACACAGUAUUUUAACCUACACAGAGUAUUUUAAGAAAGCAGGUCUGGUUGCAGAUUUGUGGUGGGAUCAUGUAGUUGAACCUCUCAACUGAGAUGAGAAUGUUAUUUUAUUUGCAUAUGUCUAUGUUUUACAUCUCCUGUCUCUGAUAAAGCAUAGAUAAAACUUGGAUGUUGCUCCUCAGAAGGUCAUCACAUCUUUUCGCUGUGACUCUACUUGGAGUCUGAGGUAGGUGUGGGAGUAUCUGA
Molecule: messenger RNA, 1827 nt
Organism: Malurus melanocephalus (red-backed fairy wren)
Lineage: Eukaryota; Metazoa; Chordata; Aves; Passeriformes; Maluridae
Gene: C3AR1
Product: complement C3a receptor 1
Exons: 2
Coding region: 224-1495 (423 amino acids)
Biological process (GO): complement receptor mediated signaling pathway; phospholipase C-activating G protein-coupled receptor signaling pathway; inflammatory response
Cellular component (GO): plasma membrane
Molecular function (GO): complement component C5a receptor activity; G protein-coupled receptor activity
Source: RefSeq, a predicted model, not a curated record